CGAUAGGAAAUUGUAUAGAUUUGGCGAUAUAUGAAGCACCAAAGAAGACGAAGAGUUUCCCAAAGGAAUAGAUUCGUGAAUGGAAUUUUGUUUAGUACAAUGUACAGGGCUCAAGACAGUAGCUUUGGCUACUGUUUAGACUUGCUAAGACGAUAUGACCACGAUCAGUUUUUGGUAAAUCUUGUGCAACCUAAUACGCAUAGAAGAGCACAUGCAGCGAUAAGGGCGUUCAACGUUGAGUUGACCAGAAUUCGCCAAAUUGUAACUAAUGAGGAUCUGGGCCGACUGCGCGUAACUUUUUUUCGAGAGGCUUUGGAAAGGGCCUUUGCGGCAACACCUGAUAAACAACCAGUGUUGGAUCUGCUGUCCGAAGCAAUAGUCCAGUUUGGCUUAUCGAAGAAAUGGUUUGAACGUUUGUUAUCUGCAAGAGAAGCAGAUUUAUCGUUACCCAACUUUCAGACCAUUCAAGAAGUGGAGCACUUUACCGAGUCGACACAAUCUUCGUUACUAUAUGCUUAUUUAGAAACAUUUGGAAAGCGACAAUUGUCUUUGCCGGUGUAUCAAGCGGCUAGUCAUUUGGGACAAGCGCUAGGUCUUACAAUUCUUCUUCGUGGAACAAGGCAUCAUAUUGAAUCACGUUUGUGUUAUUUUCCAAAGGAAUGGAUUCAAAAGUAUCGAGUGGAUUUGCCUCUACACUAUCGUGGACUGUGGAAGGAAUCCAAUAGUAUCGGUAUGUUACAAGAAAUGAGUGAACUAGCGUCAUAUCAUAUAGCAACGGCUCGUCAAUAUGUUGGUGAUAUUCCACCCUUGUUAUUUCCAGCUUUUCUUAGUUCAACCAUUGUCGAUGUAUAUUUAGCAAAGAUAAGACGUUAUCACUAUCAAAUGCUCGAUCCUCGUGUAGAAUUUGCUGCCAAACUUGGAUUGAAAUUAUUAUGGAAUAAGUGGAGGAGGCGUUUCUGAAGUUAUCGAAUUAGGGUAGGAGAAUGUUUGAAUACUGCUGUCGUAGAUAGAAAUGCAGAUGAUGGCAAAGGAAAAGUCUCUUUUUAUGACAAUGCAACUCAAGAAAUUGUAAAGUGUUUAUUAGAUAUCCAUUUCACUAGUUGAGAUAAAACAAUAACGCAUCGAUAUACACCCAAACAAUGGACCAUUGCCAUUUCAAAACAU
Molecule: messenger RNA, 1164 nt
Organism: Galdieria sulphuraria
Lineage: Eukaryota; Rhodophyta; Bangiophyceae; Galdieriales; Galdieriaceae
Product: phytoene synthase
Exons: 5
Coding region: 31-960 (309 amino acids)
Biological process (GO): biosynthetic process
Source: RefSeq, a predicted model, not a curated record